AUGUCUGCAACUACAAGCUCAGACUGCGAGAAUCCCGACUCCUUAGCCAUGUCUGCAACUACAAGCUCAGACUGCAAGGAUCCCGGCUCCUUAGCCAUGUCUGCAACUAAAAGCUCUCCGCCAGCGUGCGGCGCAAUCUGUUUUGGCGUCUUUGUGAUUGCUCUCUUUCUCGUGCCUUUUGCUGUUUUGAUUGGGGUCCAGUUUCAGGCCAACAAAAGAAAUUCGGAGUACAAAUGCUCCGACUUUACCAUCAACGGUGCAUAUCUCAGCCAAUUCAAUUACACCAACAACAAAGCCUCACAAUGGGCUAUCAAUAAUGUGGUUCAAUUCGCUUAUGAGCUUCAUGCGAACAAAUUAGGUUUCAGAUUCUUUGUGCAUGGUUCGUGCAAUGGAUUGGUUUGUAUCUCUGGUUGUAAUUUCUUUAGUUUGAAUAGUCCUAUAUACUUGUGGAAUCCAUCAAUCAGAAAAAUCAAGAGGCUUCCUAAUGGCUGCAUUCGGCAAAUAAUAAAUUUCGUUAAUCUUGGUUUCGGGUUUCACAGUGGCGAAAACGACUAUAAGGUUGUGAGGCUUGUUGGGGCUUCGCUUCCACGAGAGAAUGUCAUCCUUGAAGUUGAGGUUUACAGUCUUAGAUCAAAUGCUUGGAGAAGAAUAACUACGAUGCCUUCUUUUUCAGAUAAUGCCGUUUUUUGGGAAUCCAGAUGUACCUUCUUGGAUGGAGUUGUGUAUUGGAUUAUAAAAGAGCAUUCUUGCACUUCAAUCCUUGCUUUCGAUUUGGGCAGUGAGGUUUCUCGAAAGAUUAUGUUUCCUGAAAUAGUACAAAAUCAAAUGCGUAUUGGAGUGUUUGAAAAAUCACUCGCUUUAUUCCAUACAAGAACUGGUCUUGCUGUGAUGGAUUCGUAUGUUGACAUAUGGGUUCUGGAAGUGGAUGCUUGGAAAAUGAUCCGGACGAUUUAUUUGCCUAGUAGUACUGGAUUUGUAGCCUGGCCAUUGGGAAUUAGAACAAAUCUUGGCAAAGUUCACAUGAUUCAGGAUAGUUGGGACCCUAAGUUUGUUUUAUAUGAUCCAGAGUCACACCAAGUUAAAGUUACUGGAAUCAGAACGAAGUCAAUUUACUUUCCCUAUGUUGAUGCUUAUUGCCAGAGUUUAGUUUUACUCGACUGA
Molecule: messenger RNA, 1161 nt
Organism: Pyrus x bretschneideri (Chinese white pear)
Lineage: Eukaryota; Viridiplantae; Streptophyta; Magnoliopsida; Rosales; Rosaceae
Product: F-box/kelch-repeat protein At3g23880-like
Exons: 2
Coding region: 1-1161 (386 amino acids)
Source: RefSeq, a predicted model, not a curated record